AUGCCGUCCGUGCCGCAGGGGCAGAUCUUUAAGGCGACGUACUCGGGUGUGCCCGUGUACGAAUGCAUCAUCAAGGAUGUCGCGGUGAUGCGGAGACGCAGUGAUGCGUGGCUGAAUGCGACACAGAUCCUGAAAGUGGUUGGGCUGGACAAGUCGCAGCGCACGCGUGUGCUGGAAAAGGAAGUACAGAAAGGAAUUCACGAAAAGGUGCAAGGUGGGUACGGCAAGUACCAGGGUACCUGGAUUCCAAUGGAUGUGGCGAUUGCGCUGGCGGACCACUACCACAUUCGCGAGCUCCUCGAGCCGAUCACCUCGUUUGUUCCUUCGGAAAACUCGCCGCCGCCGGCGCCAAAGCACGCGAUUGCAUCGGCAGGGCGCCUCAAGAAAACAGCGAGUGAUAUCAUGGAGUCGCGGCGCUUGCGUGCGUCCAGUGAGGAAAAUAGCAGCGAGAUCCUCAGUUACAACCGCUCCGAUGGCAGCAUCAGUCCCUCGCCGAGCGAUAUGAGCAGCGCGAGUCGUACACCGAGUCCGAUUGGGCCGGAUCAAGCGAAAGAGAUGUACGCAUCGCGCUACGAUGCACGCAGCAUGCAGCCUGGUGGACAGACUUUGUAUACGCCGGGCGGCCGGGUCGCUACACCGCAAGGAUACUAUCCCUACGCGAUCCAAUCCACCCCUGUAUAUGAAGAGAGCGAGCCGCAAGCACGGUAUGCCGAGAUUAUCCUUGACUAUUUUAUCAGCGAGACGACCACGAUCCCACCGCUACUUGUCACCCCCCCACCCGACUUUGACCCGAACAUGAGCAUCGACGAGGAUGAGCACACUGCGCUGCAUUGGGCGUGUGCCAUGGGCCGUAUUCGCGUGGUGAAACUGCUGCUUUCUGCAGGCGCCGACGUAUUCCGUGUGAACAGCAACGGGCAAACGGCGCUGAUGCGUGCGGCCAUGUUUAGCAACAAUUACGAUCUGCGUAAAUUUCCCGAGUUGUUCGAGCUCUUACACCGCAGUAUUCUCAACAUUGACCGCAACGACCGCACCGUCUUCCACCAUGUGGUCGACCUCGCGCUUAGCCGCGGAAAGCCACACGCGAGUCGGUACUACCUCGAGACGAUGAUCCAUCGCCUCGCAGAGUACGGCGAACAGCUUGCAGAUAUUCUCAACUUCCAAGACGACGAGGGUGAGACAGCGCUCACCAUGGCGUCCCGCGCGCGGUCCAAGCGCCUCGUCAAGCUGCUGCUCGAGCACGGCGCCGACUCAAAAAUACGGAAUCGCGAAGGGAAGAAUGCAGAAGACUAUAUUGUCGAAGACGAGCGCCUCCGUGCAAGUCCGUCGCGCGCAGGGGGCAUGGCAGGCGUACGGACCGAUGGCUCGCUUGCGUCAACAGCACAUACCUCGGAGGCGGGACAACGCGCGGGCGGGCGCGCCGUCGGGCUGGUCUCGACGCUUUUGCACGACCUCGCGGAUAGUUACGAUACAGAGCUUGCCGUUCUGGAAAAGAAACUCUCACAUGCGCACUCGCUGCUUAUCCAGAUCCAAAGCGAGAUUGCAGAUAGCGAUCGUACAGAGGCUUCCUUGCGCGCCGAUGGCCGCAAUGCGCAAGAUGCCAGGGAACGUGUAGGCGCGUUGGAAGAGGCCUACCAAUGCGCCGCGCGGAAACGCAAGGCAGUUGAGAUGGAGCAGGCAUGGGCAGCGACAGAGGGACAGCUCGCGCGCGCGCGCGACGCUGCACAACUUGCGCCGGGUCAGCUUGGCGCGGCGCCGAAUGCGGACCCCAAGAUUGCCGCACUUCUUGCCGCGCCGAGCGAUUUGCACGCCGAAUUGGCGCAGCUUGUGCAGCAAGUCAACGAGGCAUUAGCACGUCGCGAUGCUGCAGAAAAGGCACAUCUUGAGGCAUUGCGGACCGAAGGCACGGGGCGUACAAUAACCAUGUAUCGACGCUUGAUUGCGGCUGGUUGUGGAAACAUUCCGAUCAGUGAAGUCGAUGGUGUGGUAAAUAUAGUGAGCGAGCACCUCGAGGAGCACGGCGCAGCCAAGCUUGAGGAUGACGCACCUCCCAACGAGCCGCCGCGGAUGGAGACGCCUCUCCAGCAUGCGUCGUAG
This is a messenger RNA of Malassezia vespertilionis, 2094 nucleotides long. RefSeq names its product Transcription factor mbp1 (MBF subunit p120) (gene MBP1). Bases 1 to 2094 code for a protein of 697 amino acids. The transcript has a single exon. NCBI's taxonomy places the organism in Eukaryota, Fungi, Basidiomycota, Malasseziomycetes, Malasseziales, Malasseziaceae. Gene Ontology annotation, molecular function: DNA binding; transcription regulator activity; protein binding. The record is from RefSeq and is a predicted model, not a curated record. Gene Ontology annotation, cellular component: MBF transcription complex; SBF transcription complex.